This is a messenger RNA of Owenia fusiformis, 1555 nucleotides long. NCBI's taxonomy places the organism in Eukaryota, Metazoa, Annelida, Polychaeta, Sabellida, Oweniidae. The record is from the annotation of a GenBank genome assembly.
AUGGCAGCAAGGGAUUAUAAAGGAUGCUAUGAAGGUUUGGAUGACAUCUUUUUGGAUGGGAAUAAAUAUGUGUGUAAGUUGGAGCCGAAUUGGGCGAGGAAAGCCAAGGAAGAGUUACAUGAAAAUCCUACGGAACGAGACGCAGCUGUGGAUCAGUUUAGACAGUGGAUCAAACAACAACCACAUUAUUCCGUGUGCACAGACAAGAAUUUUCUGCUGCAAUUCCUGAGAAGAUGCAAGUUCAGUCAGCUUGAAGCUAGGAAGAUGUUUGAUAUCUACCAUAGCAAGAUUUACGAGCAAUUGCCGACCUGGAUGUGUAACAUUAACACUAGGAGUGAUGCUAUGAAAGUCCUAUUCCUCAGAGACAUGCCUCUGGUCAUAUUGCCUGACAGGGACAGUGAAGGACGCAGGGUGAUCAUUUGGAGAGCAGGUGGUUUCCAGACUGGUAAAGGUUGUGGGUUUCAAAAAGAAGACCUGUUUAGUUACUUUGGAGCCUGUUUCAUGUGUAUGAUAAGGGAAGAAAUGACCCAGGUGAAUGGUCUUGUAAUUUUUCAAGAUGGAACUGGCCAGACAUUGAAGCACACAUCUUUCUUUGGGGUUGAAAACGUGAAAAAUGCAUCGAUGAUAUUUUAUAACAACUUCCCCGCCCGUCUCAAGAAUAUCUUCAUGUACAACAUGGGGGCCGUCAUGGAGGCGUUUGUCGCCAUAUUUUGGCCGUUCAUAUCAAAUAAAAUAAAAGAAAGGUUCAGCUACUUCUCUAACUUAGAGGAACUUUAUCAGAAGAUCCCUAUGGAGUUAUUACCAAAGGAGUACCUACCAGAUGACUACACAGGUCCUCAUGCUGGGACUAUUAGCCAGAUAUCUACCUAUUGGUACCAGCGGAUGACGUCACCCGAGAUGAACAAAAGAAUCAAGACAUUGAGCACUACACAGUUCAAAGUCGACGAGAAGAAACGACCGAAAAAAGGAGAAGACGAAGUUGCAAGCUUCAGAAAACUCAACAUAGAAUGAAACGUUUUGAAUUAAUCUACUCAAUACUCUAUGACAAAUAUAUAUGACACGUCUAUCAUGGCGUCUUCAGAAGAUAACAUAAAAAGUAGUCAUAUGCCACAAAAAUGUGGGACAUUUGCGAGAUAAGCCUUUAUUGAUAUCAUUUUUGAAAAGAAUGGACAUUUCACAUCUAAAAUUGUUCAAAAAUGUGUUCAUUAAAACGAAAUGGAAACGCAUAAUAGCUGGUUCGUGUCCAUGUCCUUAUUAUUCUAUUCACAUGCAAGUGUAUGCAUAAAACCAACGUUCUUUGCACAGUUAUGAACACUAGGGUGCUAAAAUUUUGAUAAAUAUAUACUUUUAAGAUGCAAAUUAGACAAAGGGAUAUUAUUGUAAAUGAUUUAUGUAUGACACUACAGCAUUACGUUGUAGCAUUGCAAUCUUUUAAAGAUGCCACGUAAGGUGAUACCCGGCAGCUCCACCAUUUGAUUUUCUAUUGUUUUAUUUUAUUGACAAACUAAGUUAUGUUGAGGAAUACAAUUUGAUCAAUCUAUUUUCAUUUAAUUUU